Messenger RNA from Phaethon lepturus (White-tailed tropicbird), 815 nucleotides. It is a transcript of the gene ATP5PB, whose product is annotated as ATP synthase, H+ transporting, mitochondrial Fo complex, subunit B1. Gene Ontology annotation, molecular function: proton transmembrane transporter activity. Gene Ontology annotation, biological process: proton motive force-driven ATP synthesis. The transcript is spliced from 6 exons. The annotation marks the transcript as partial. Lineage: Eukaryota; Metazoa; Chordata; Aves; Phaethontiformes; Phaethontidae. The record is from RefSeq and is a predicted model, not a curated record.
CCCCGGCCGCGCUGAAGAGCCUGCCGCCUCCCGUCACCGUGGGUGUAUGGCACACCAUAAGACCACUGCAUACAACUCAGCAGUAUUUAGCUCCUUUGCCACCUCUGCCUGAGAAAGGAGGAGAAGUACGUUAUGGUUUGAUUCCUGAGGAGUUUUUCCAGUUUCUCUAUCCUAAAACAGGAGUUACAGGGCCUUAUAUGUUGGGAACUGGACUCCUGCUUUACUUUCUAUCUAAGGAAAUCUAUGUAAUUAACCAUGAGACAAUUGCAGCUGCCUGCAUACUAUCAGUCAUCAUUUAUGGCAUUAAAAAAUAUGGGGCUGAUGUAGCAGCUUUUGCUGACAAACUUAAUGAGGAGAAGGUUGCUAAAGCUUUAGCUGUGAAAAAUGAGGCUAUUAAAGCUCUUGAGACUGCCAUCGAACAAGAGAAGAAGGAGCAGUGGCGGAUUGAAGGCCGCAGUUACCUCUUUGACGCUAAGCGGAAUAAUAUUGCAAUGUUGCUGGAAACUAAUUAUCGAGAAAGAUUAAUGACAGUGUACAACGAAGUAAAGAAAAGGCUGGACUAUCAAGUGGCUAUGCAGAAUUUAAAGCGUCAGAAAGAACAAGAUCACAUGAUUCAGUGGGUGGAGAAAAACGUUGUUCAGAGCAUCACACCUCAACAGCAGAAGGAGAGUAUUGCCAAGUGCAUUUUGGACCUGAAGGCAUUAUCGAAGAGUGCACAGGCAGCAGCUUAACCUCGUCUGAUUCCACUGCUGUGUCUCAUUACUUACUGUUGGAAACUGUAUGAUUCUAAACUAUCAUUAAACAGACAAAUAAAA